Messenger RNA from Linderina pennispora, 456 nucleotides. RefSeq names its product mitochondrial fission 1 protein. The coding region runs from base 1 to 456 and encodes 151 amino acids. Gene Ontology annotation, molecular function: protein binding. The record is from RefSeq and is a predicted model, not a curated record. Gene Ontology annotation, cellular component: mitochondrial outer membrane; peroxisomal membrane. The transcript has a single exon. NCBI's taxonomy places the organism in Eukaryota, Fungi, Kickxellomycota, Kickxellomycetes, Kickxellales, Kickxellaceae. Gene Ontology annotation, biological process: peroxisome fission; autophagy of mitochondrion; mitochondrial fission.
AUGGGCAAGGACCUACCAUAUGCAAUUGACGUAGAGGUGCCAAUUACAGCCGGGGAGCUGCAGGUGCUGCGGCGGCAGUACGAGCGCGAGGGCAGCAAGGUGCGGGUACAGACAAAGUUCAACUAUGCAUGGGGGCUGGUGAAGUCGUCUGCACGACACGAGCAGGAACUUGGGGUGCAGCUGCUGCACGAGAUCCACAAGGAGUUCCCGGAGCGCAAGCGCGAGUGCAUGUACUAUCUGGCGCUCGGGUACUACAAGAUGGGAGAGUACGGGAGCGCACGGGCAUUCAAUGAGCAGCUGCUGGCGUUGGAGCCACAGAACAAGCAGGCAAUGUCGCUGCGCUCGGUGAUUGAUCACAAGGUCAGCCAGGAGGGGCUGCUGGGCAUGGCAAUGACGGGCGGAGUGGUUGCACUGGCAGGGGUGGUUGCGGCGGUGCUGUUCAAGCGGGCAAAGUAG